This is a messenger RNA of Impatiens glandulifera, 2148 nucleotides long. Its product is annotated as U3 small nucleolar RNA-associated protein 18 homolog. Gene Ontology annotation, molecular function: protein binding. Gene Ontology annotation, cellular component: Pwp2p-containing subcomplex of 90S preribosome; small-subunit processome. NCBI's taxonomy places the organism in Eukaryota, Viridiplantae, Streptophyta, Magnoliopsida, Ericales, Balsaminaceae. Gene Ontology annotation, biological process: rRNA processing. The transcript is spliced from 2 exons. Bases 194 to 1855 code for a protein of 553 amino acids. The record is from RefSeq and is a predicted model, not a curated record.
UUUACUAUCUUCUCUUCAAACCUAUUUCUUUCUCUCUCUCUAGACAAAUAACAGCGGCCGGAUUUCUUCUCCAGCUUUGACGGCAACAUCGCCGGAACUUCUCUUCUACGGCGCCUCAACUUCUUUAUCCGGCGGAUAGAUUCUCGCCUCACGCAGCCCUACUUCGCUCUGUGUAUUUCAUUUGCAUUCUGCAAUGAGUUUGAUCUCCCAAAACGCUAUUCUCAAUGGCCGUGAACAAAAGGCUAAAAGAAAGCCCGAAGAUGGAGCUUUACCUUUGGAGACUGACCGGGUGAUUGAAGAUGCAGAGGAAUCUGAUUUUGUCAUGCUGGAAGCAAAGAAGAGAAAGAAGAAACAGCCUAGUGAAGAACAAAAGCAAAUUGAGCUUGAACAAAAGAAAGAAAUCAAGAAAUUGGAAAACUUCCUGUUUGGUUCUCUUUACACCCCUGUUGAAUUUGGAAAGGAUGGUGAUGAGGAGGAAGAAGAAGAAACUGUUGCACCUACUAAGAAAGAUACCGCCCUUUUCUUUUAUGAUGGAUCCGCUGAUAGUUCACUACCUGUUUAUGAAGAAGAUUCUGAAUUUUCAGAAAGCGAUGAAGAGGAGCUGAAACCUGCAUGGGUGGAUGACGAGGAGGAAAAGACUAAUAUAAACAUAUCUAAAGUGAACAGAUUAAGGAAAUUGAGGAAGGAUGAGAAAGAAAAGGUGAUCACUGGUUCUACAUAUGUCUCCCGUUUAAGAGCCCAGCAUGUUAAACUCAAUCAAGGAACAGAAUGGGCUCAACUGGAUUCACAAGUGACAUACAACAGCUCUGAUGAAGAAGAUGAAGAAGAAGAAGAUUCAGACAUUUUUCGAACAAGUGAGAAUCUUGUCGUGAAUGGUGGAAGGCUCCUUCCUGGAAUUCUUGGUUACUCGAGAUUAGUUGAUGCUAAUAAAGAAGAUCGAUCAAGCGGUCCUAUAAACUCGGUUCAGUUCCAUAGAAAUGCCCAGUUACUCCUAACAGGUGGACUUGACAAAAAGCUGAGAUUUUUCCAGAUAGACGGUAAAAGGAAUACCAAAAUACAGAGUAUUUUUCUCGACGAUUGUCCGAUUAGAAAGGCUGCAUUUUUACCUGAAGGUUCUCAGGUAAUCGUAUCUGGCAGAAGGAAAUUCUUCUAUAGUUUUGAUUUAGUUAAAGCAACUGUAGACAAAAUAGGUCCUCUUACUGGAAGGGAGGAGAAAAGCCUUGAAUUUUUCGAGGUUUCUCCCGAUUCAAGCACAAUCGCUUUCCUGGGAAACGAAGGGUAUAUCUUGUUAGUCUCAACAAAAACAAAACAACUGAUUGGAACACUGAAGAUGAACGGAACUGCUCGUUCGAUAGCUUUUGCGAAGAACGGAGAACAUCUGUUGAGUUCAGGAGGAGAUGGGCAUGUUUAUCAUUGGGAUUUGAGGACUAGGACUUGUUUCCACAAGGGAGUUGAUGAAGGAUGCAUACAUGGUACGUCUAUUUGUACUAAUCCAAACGGGUCAUUGUUUGCAACUGGAUCAGACAGUGGUAUAGUGAAUGUUUACAAUAGGGAGGAGUAUUUAGGAGGAAAGAGGAAACCUAUGAAGACAAUCGAGAAUCUGACAACUAAAGUCGACUUGAUGAAAUUCAAUCAGGAUGCGCAGAUAUUGGCCAUUGCUUCUACAAUGAAGAAGAAUAGUCUGAAGCUGGUUCAUGUUCCAUCCUUCACUGUUUUCUCCAACUUUCCGCAACUAAACCAUCCACUUCAUUUCCCUCGAUGUUUGGAUUUCAGUCCCGGUGGAGGUUUUAUGGCAAUGGGAAAUGCAGCUGGUAAAGUUCUACUCUACAAGUUGCAUAACUACAAUCACGCUUAGAGCAUCUAUUCUUAUUUUUGUUUUUUUCGCGGUUAACUAUUUGGUGCUUUUCCUAAACAAUGCCGAGGUUAUGGUGCUGAACAGGAACCCUGAAUGGGAGGGAUUGUGUUAUUUUUAUCAAGGAUUAUAAUGUACUUUGUUGUUUGAUCUGCAAUUUUGGCAUAUUCUGAAACUGAAAGUAGUAAGCUAAUUGAUGAUAUACUUGUGGCAGUUAUUACUUGAUCAUCAAUCCUUUUUGCUUUAUAGAGAGUAUCUCAUUAUUUAUUUUAUUUACUUUUUACAAUUUCUUGAUU